Molecule: messenger RNA, 1124 nt
Organism: Theobroma umbraticum
Lineage: Eukaryota; Viridiplantae; Streptophyta; Magnoliopsida; Malvales; Malvaceae
Product: Pentatricopeptide repeat (PPR) superfamily protein
Molecular function (GO): protein binding
Source: RefSeq, a predicted model, not a curated record
AGUUGAAGAAGUUAGGGGGAAUUCAACCUUGCUAUCUUCUUUCUAUGCGGCGUUUAACUUGCAGCUUUCUCGGCAAAACUUGUCUAACGAUUCGCUUGUCUUUACAUGAUACUUUGACUGAAAACCAAAGGCUUGCCUUGGUUCGCUUCUACAUUCCGGGUUCAGCCUCCAGCCCGAGCUUAUCGAUAUGGAGGCGGAAGAAAGAAAUGACCAAAGAGGGUUUGAUUGCGGCCAAGGAGCUCAAGCGUCUCCAGUCCAACCCCGUCCGACUGGACCGGUUCAUCCGCUCCAACAUCUCUCGCUUGCUCAAAUCCGAUCUCGUAUCUGUUCUCGCCGAGUUCCAAAGACAAGACCAGGUUUUUCUCUCCAUGAAGUUAUAUGAUGUGGUGCGAAAAGAAAUAUGGUACCGGCCAGAUAUGUUCUUCUACAGGGAUAUGCUAAUGAUGCUUGCUAGAAACAGAAAGGUGGAUGAAUCAAGGCAGGUUUGGGAAGAUUUAAGAAGAGAGGAAGUUUUGUUUGAUCAGCAUACCUUUGGAGACCUUGUCAGAGCAUACUUAGAUAGUGGACUACCCUCAGAGGCGAUGGACAUAUAUGAUGAAAUGAGACGAUCCCCUGACCCCCCUUUAUCUUUGCCUUUUCGAGUAAUCCUCAAAGGCCUUCUUCCUUAUCCAGAACUGAGAGAGAAGGUCAAAGAUGAUUUCUUGGAGCUUUUCCCAGACAUGAUUGUGUACGACCCACCUGAAGACUUGUUUGGAGAUGAAGAGUCGAAAAGGGAGAGUGAAAGUGAGUAGAGUUUGCGGUCAUUUCGCUAGGCUUUGCUUAACAAUGGAUAAUGCUAAUACAAGGGGUUUGGGGUCGAUGCUGAUUAAAGUUCAGAGAUAAUUGUUGACUAUUCUCUCUCCAUCUUUCGAUGUUGUGAAGCUUGCUGAGAGGUCUUAGGCCUUGUUUGUGAGGAAUUAUCUUAUCUCCCCAAAAUUGUAUGCAUUUUUUACUGAAUUGUUUUAGAGUCUGAAUGUACCAUACCAAUUCGAGUUGCAGCAUUUAGUAGUUUACCCCUGUGAUUGUGUCAUGAAAUGGGUGUUACAGUCAAUACUCAAUUUGCAGCAGGAUAUCAUGUUCCUUUA